CUGAGAUGGCUGAACAACAACUAGGAGUACUGAAGGCACUCGAUGUUGCGAAAACGCAACUUUACCAUUUCACGGCAAUUGUCAUCGCUGGAAUGGGCUUCUUUACCGAUGCAUACGAUCUGUUUUGCGUCUCUUUGGUGACCAAGCUUCUUGGCCGCCUCUACUACUUCAAUCCAUUGUCAGAAAAGCCUGGCUCACUUCCCCCUCAUGUUGCGGCGGCGGUCAACGGUGUGGCCCUUUGUGGAACCCUUGCUGGUCAGCUUUUCUUUGGAUGGCUAGGUGACAAGCUUGGAAGGAAAAAGGUGUAUGGUAUCACUUUGAUCAUGAUGAUAGUGUGCUCCGUGGCUUCUGGUCUAUCUUUUGGUAACGAAGCCAAGGGUGUCAUGACCACCCUUUGCUUCUUUAGGUUUUGGCUGGGUUUUGGUAUUGGAGGUGAUUACCCUCUUUCUGCUACCAUUAUGUCUGAAUAUGCUAACAAGAAGACACGUGGUGCUUUCAUCGCGGCCGUGUUUGCCAUGCAAGGUGUUGGUAUCUUAGCCGGAGGUUUCGUGGCACUUGCUGUCUCCUCCAUUUUCGACAAUAAAUUCCCAGCUCCGACCUAUGCAGUCGACAGGGCUCUUUCAACGCCUCCACAAGCUGACUAUAUUUGGAGAAUCAUCGUCAUGUUUGGUGCUCUACCCGCAGCCUUGACUUACUACUGGCGUAUGAAGAUGCCCGAAACUGCUCGUUACACCGCCUUGGUGGCAAAGAACAUCAAACAGGCCACACAAGACAUGUCCAAGGUCUUACAAGUACAGCUUGAAGUGGAGGAAAGAGCAGAGGAUAUUGUUCAAGACCCUAGACUUAACUAUGGCUUGUUCUCUAAGGAAUUUGCCAAACGUCAUGGUCUUCCCCUCCUUGGAUGUACCUCCACUUGGUUCUUGCUAGACAUUGCAUUUUACAGCCAAAACUUGUUUCAAAAAGAUAUCUUUUCGGCUAUUGGAUGGAUCCCAAAGGCAGCAACCAUGAACGCAAUCCACGAGGUUUUCAUGAUUGCUAGGGCACAAACACUCAUUGCCCUUUGCAGUACCGUCCCCGGCUAUUGGUUCACGGUUGCAUUUAUUGAUAUCAUGGGAAGGUUUGCGAUACAACUAAUGGGUUUCUUCAUGAUGACCGUCUUUAUGUUUGCAAUUGCUUUCCCAUACGACCACUGGAUCAAACCGGACAAUCGUAUUGGUUUUGUGGUUAUGUACUCCCUCACUUUUUUCUUUGCUAACUUUGGACCAAAUGCAACAACUUUCAUUGUCCCAGCUGAGAUCUUCCCGGCCAGGCUAAGGUCGACAUGCCAUGGAAUAUCAGCCGCGACAGGUAAGGCUGGAGCCAUCGUGGGAGCUUUCGGGUUCUUAUACGCAGCUCAGCCCCAGGACAAGACCAAGACGGAUGCAGGAUAUCCACCGGGCAUCGGAGUCAAGAACUCUCUGAUCAUGCUUGGUGUCAUUAACUUUGUCGGUAUGCUCUUCACCUUCCUUGUCCCUGAACCCAAGGGUAAGUCACUUGAAGAGCUCUCUGGUGAGACUGAGACUGAGAAAUGAUUAAACUGUCAUAUUGUCAAUUUCUUUUGUUGUUUCCGGUUGUGCAAUUUACUGUUUUUCCAAUGGGUGAUGU
This is a messenger RNA of Raphanus sativus (radish), 1644 nucleotides long. Its product is annotated as probable inorganic phosphate transporter 1-3. Lineage: Eukaryota; Viridiplantae; Streptophyta; Magnoliopsida; Brassicales; Brassicaceae. Gene Ontology annotation, biological process: transmembrane transport; phosphate ion transport. The coding region runs from base 6 to 1571 and encodes 521 amino acids. Gene Ontology annotation, cellular component: membrane. The record is from RefSeq and is a predicted model, not a curated record. The transcript has 2 exons. Gene Ontology annotation, molecular function: phosphate transmembrane transporter activity.